Molecule: messenger RNA, 1899 nt
Organism: Vespula vulgaris
Lineage: Eukaryota; Metazoa; Arthropoda; Insecta; Hymenoptera; Vespidae
Product: endoplasmic reticulum-Golgi intermediate compartment protein 3
Exons: 9
Coding region: 426-1481 (351 amino acids)
Biological process (GO): endoplasmic reticulum to Golgi vesicle-mediated transport; retrograde vesicle-mediated transport, Golgi to endoplasmic reticulum
Cellular component (GO): COPII-coated ER to Golgi transport vesicle; Golgi membrane; endoplasmic reticulum membrane
Source: RefSeq, a predicted model, not a curated record
GGCGAACAGUAUGCAGUACGUAGACAUACACAUUACACAUUACGUGAUACAUUCCGAACCGGACGACAGUUAUUUUAUUACUAACCAAUAGCCAGCUAUUUUUUUCGUACGUGAGAAAUGCGAGAUAUCUUGUCAAGGGCUCCUAAAGCAUGAAACAACGCAAGAUGGCGCUUAUAUUGGCUCGUUCUCGUUUAAAUAGUCUUGUUAUGUGUCAAUUGCGUUAACACGCCGACAAUAUACCCGGUGCAAGGUGGCUCGUAUUAUUUCUAAUAUCCUUGAAAUUUUAUACUUUCGAGGAUGCAAAUUUUACGACAAUUGGACGUGCAUCCGAAGGUGCGCGAAGAGGCCGAUAUUCUCAUUAGAACAUUCAGCGGUGCUAUCGGUAAUAUGAUUGUAUUAUAGUGACUGUCAUUAGUACUAUUAUCAUGGGAAUAUUGUUUUUAUCCGAAGUAAACUAUUAUCUUACACCUACUUUAAGCGAAGAAUUAUUCGUUGAUACGUCAAGAGGGUCAAAAUUAAGAAUUAAUUUGGAUAUAAUAGUUCCUGCAAUAUCAUGCGAUCUUUUAUCAAUCGAUGCUAUGGACACAACUGGUGAACAACAUCUGCAAAUAGAACAUAAUAUAUUUAAGCGACGUUUGGAUUUAAAUGGAAAACCUAUAGAAGAUCCACAAAAAGCAAAUAUUACAGACACAAAGGCUCUCAGUAAAACUACAGAGAAGACAAUAACAAAUAUUACAACUGAAACGUGUGGAGACUGCUAUGGAGCGGCUAAUGAAGCAUUAGGUAUAAAAUGUUGUAAUACGUGCGAAGAUGUGAAAGAGGCUUAUAGGCUUAGGCAAUGGGCUCUUCCUGUCCCAUCUACAAUAAAACAAUGUCAGAAUGAUAAAUCAGUAGAAAAGAUGAAACAUGCUUUUACACAAGGUUGUCAAAUUUAUGGUUAUAUGGAGGUGAAUAGAGUGGGUGGAAGUUUUCAUAUUGCACCAGGUGAUAGUUUCUCCGUUAAUCAUGUACAUGUACAUGAUGUGCAACCCUAUUCUUCGUCUCAAUUCAACAUGACCCACAAAAUCCGUCAUUUAAGUUUUGGACUAAAUAUACCAGGAAAAACAAAUCCAAUGGAUGACACUCUUGUAAUUGCAAGGGAAGGAGCAAUGAUGUUUUACCAUUACAUAAAAAUUGUACCAACUACCUACGUGCGUGCGGAUGGUUCAACUCUUUUAACAAAUCAAUUUUCUGUAACGCGGCAUUCCAAGCAGGUAUCUCUGUUCACCGGCGAAUCAGGCAUGCCUGGAAUAUUUUUCAGUUACGAAUUAAGUCCUUUGAUGGUAAAAUAUACGGAAAAAGCAAAAUCUUUUGGGCAUUUUGCGACAAACACUUGUGCGAUUAUUGGCGGAGUUUUCACGGUAGCAGGAUUGAUAGAUUCGCUUUUGUAUCAUUCAGUACGAGCGAUACAGAAAAAAAUUGAACUAGGAAAAUACAAUUAGAUUGUAAAAUAGAACAAUGUGGGAAAGAACUGUUACACGGACGACAUUUCGGAGUGCGCGCAUCUUUCCAUUGGAAUUUUUCGAUUUUUUAUUCGCACAAAGACGAUUCAUAUAUAUAUAUAUAUAUAAUGCAUUUGCAAAAAAACAACGAUAUCGAAUCUGUACGUUAUAACCAUAUAACAGACGAAUCUCACAGAUAAAGUGAAAUUUGUAUACAGCAAAGCUGAUCAAUAGUUACAAUCUAUGUAUCGUAGCAUUUUAUUACACGUUUUUGGACUGUUUAAUCAACAUCAAUGAUAAUCGUCCAGACCAAUUGCGAUGUAAAAUAUUUGUGUGUACAAGUUUGUAAAUAUCAAGAAAAAAAUCAGAUAAAAGAAAUACGAAAACGUAAUAAAACCAAAAUGUCAAGAAAGCACAA